UUUCCUUUUUAUUUUUAUUUUUUAUUUAUUUAUUUAUUUAUUUUUUUAUUUAUUUAUUUUUUUUCACCAUAGCGAGAGAAUGAUUUUUUUAGUACGAGACGUAUGAUAAUACGGAGUUGAUCAAAAACAUAUAGAAGUAUUUCAAAAAUGUUAUUGUUUAUUUUAAAUGGGAUUAUAGAGUGAAAACAGGGGUGAUCUGAGAGGAUGGUGUGAGCGAUCCGUGAUCAUAACGAGGUCACAAUCGUACUACUCUUGGAGCAAAUAGAUUUUGAACGUGGAAGAAAAGAAUUCUGUUUUUUAGAAACUGAGAUUCGUAUGUCUUCGGACAAUGUCAUUUUACAGAUUGUGCUCUAUCAAGCGGUUGCGGCAGCGAAUCCAGUGCUAGUGUUCGUUCAGGCUGGCGAUCUCCCGAGCUUCAUGAUAAUCCGCAUUUAAAGGUAGUUCGCAGUUCAGUCGUCGCAGAACGUAUGAAACCCAUCUUGAUCGAACGUUCGUGGAACGCGACGUGGAAGCCGCUUAAGACAGUUAACGACGAGAGCAAUGGUAAACAAGUCGCAGAUACUCGUAACAACAAUGAAACGCGAUUAUUGAAGAAUUUUUUGACUCGUAUUAAAGCGAGACGCGAGUUCUUCGAUAAUUACGAGAAGAGAAUGCUGAACGGUGGGAACUGUGCGAUUCAAGGAAAAGAAAGGAACAAAUUUACUCGAGCAAAAUUUUUUGAUAAAUUUAUUAACAAUCGAAAUGAUGAUAAUAGAUCUAAUGAUGUGACUCGAGAAUUACUUUAUAAUGUAUGUAAUCAUAAUGGUGAGAUCACAGAAAAUGGUACAUUAAUAAAGAAAUCCGAUGAUAGAACAUUAAAGAAUUUGAUAAAUGAAAAAAUAUUAGACUCAUCUGGAUGUAAGAUGGAUGAUGAUCAAGCGGAUUUAACUUGUCGCAAGAAUGAUACAAAAGGGAAGGAUAUAAUUUACACUAGCGAAAAUAAAUUUUUCUGGGAGGAUGAUUGUCAAUGUGUAUCCUGUUUAUCAUUUUCGAAGAAGAACAACGUGGUAUCGUACGAUCGUAAUCAUUGGGACAAUCUAGGCGAUGUAAUAAAAUGUAUAAACGAUAAAAUUUUGCCAUCUCGUGCUAGCUUAAACGCCUUACCAGUGACGGACGCAUCGGUGAAAUAUAAUUUGGAUUCGACGAACAUGAGCUUGAUCUAUAGUUUGACACCGUCGAAUGAUGUAUCAAUGAUGGUCGGUAAUGAUAAUAAUGACAACGUCGAUAACAUCGUUAAUAGGCUAGCGAACGAUGAUGAUAAUCAAACGGAUGGAACGAUGAAACGAGUGAACGAAUCAAAUAUUACAUCGAAAUGUACAUCCAUGGAAAAUAUUCAUCAGGACGAUUCCACCGAUAAUUCGUUCAUCGAUUACAACGAAAAAUCAUCUAAUAAUGGAUCGGAUAUAUUAGAAUUGCCGACGGGUACGAUUCAGGAGUUGGAAGAUUUUCUCGGUGUAUCCUUUAACGAGGACAUGAACACUAGCGUUAAUCAAAUAAUAGCAGAACUCGAUGUUAAUCAAACAUACGUAGAGGCAACGAAUAUAGUGGAUGAGGUUAUCGAAGAGGCAUCUCGUAUUACAUUUAACAUAAAUGUAUCCCCGAAGAGUACGAUUUCUACGGAAUCAAAUUUGAUCGUUAUCGAUGAGCUUGUACAUCACGUAAUUGAUCGGCACGACAAAGAAGAUAAAGUUUUUCUUUCGACUACGAGGAUUGAUCAUCAGGAGUAUAUUAAUGGACCGAAAAUUUUAAACGAGUCAAGUGACGACGUUAUUGAAACAAUUAAUAACAAUAAUAAUGAAGAAUGUUCGAUGAUAAAAUCAAUAGAUCUAAUGACUGAUUCAUCGGUUAUCGAUAAAACUUUAAUAAAAUGUACUUGUCUUGAACAUCGUUCCUUAGGGAAGUCAAAUGAAAAUGUUAAUGACUCUCAUAACAAAAAUGAUAUCGAUGAUAAUAUUCUUGAUAAAAUAGAAAAUAUUUACGAUGAAGACAUUGACGAAAAUCGUAACGUUAGAUUGAUAACGGCGGAAAAUCAUUCGAAAAAGAAGAUACCAUUGAACGAAGAAGUCGUUCUUGAAUUUUGUUCUAUAACCGAUCGAUCGAAGAACGACGUUUUAACGUUAAAUUUUCAAGUGGAGAGAUCCGAAUCGGAUUUAGAAAAUAAUUCAUUCAAGGAAACAAUUAAUUUGCCGCGUAAACGUAAACACAGCGAGAUUGAACUUACAAACGAGGAAAGAAACAUUAAUGUCGAUUGUCAAACGAAUUUGAAAUUUUCAGAUCACGAUCAUCAUCACUAUCAUCACCAUCAUCAUCAUCAUCAUCAUCACCACAAUAAGAACUUCGAAGAUAUCACAGUUAACACGUAUGAGGUUAAAAGUACGAAACAAUAUAGAUCAAACAACGGAUGGAUCUUAACAAACAAUAAAACGACGAUGUUCAAUAAUGAGAGCGUAAACUCGAAUGAUAUUUCAUUCGAUGAUUCUCGAAAUGAUCAUCAAUAUCGUGAUUUAUCUCCAAUAACGGAAGAGAAUAGCAAUGAAUCAUUUAACGAGGAAAUUACCAGCAUUCUCAUAGAUACUUGUCCCGAGUGUUGCAUCGAUUGUUCAUUGGAAAGAUCGGAAAAUAGGAACGAGAUAACAACGAUAACGACAACGACAACAACAACAACAACAACGACAACAAUGACAACGUCACUUGUUGAAAGGGAAAAUAUAAACAUCAGUGCCGGCGAGGAAUCAAUUAAAUCGAUGGAUUAUUUUACUUGCAAGGACGAUAGUAGCGAAUACAAUACGUCCGACAGGCCAUCAUCAUGUUCAAAUCCAUCGAAUUUCAACGAUUCGGCUGAUCGUGUAUCCAUUUCUUCGGAUGCUACGUAUAUCAUUUGUAACGAAUUUGAGUCACCCUCAGAAUCGCCAAUCUACAUUGAUUCUAAAAAUUGUUUUACGUCCGUUAAGGAUGAAGACGUACUAUCUACUAAUGACCUUCUUGAAACGACGGAAAAUGUUAAACCGAUGAACUCUAAGUCAAUUAUUUUCUCUACGAAGAAUGAUGUCGAAGAACUCGCCUGUCUCGACGAGAUAAUUAAUCCGAAAAACGAGAAUUUUCAAAAAGAUUCAUCAUUUUAUUUCGAUAAAAAUGAUAUUAAUGGAUCUCACGUGCUUCCACGAUACGAGGAUUCUUCUUUGUAUAGAUUGGUAUCAGGAAUGAAACUGAAUAGUAUCAAUUCUUUAAUCGAAUCCACCCACGACGAUCGUUCUCUCAUUUCGGAGCAAUGAGAAUUAUCUUGAGUUUAAUUUUUCAAAUUCUCUCUUUUUUUUUUCUUUCUUUCUUUUUUUGUUUUUUCCUUUCUCUUUUUCUAUUGUUCGCAUGACCACAUACAUUUUCCUGAUUGACGUUUCACUUUUACGGUUUAUCUUCACUUUCUAAUUUUUAUCGAUAAAAUGUCGUAACAUUCUUUUCUUUUCACGAGAAGAAUAACGACAGAUUAGAAAUAUAGUUUUGAUACGUAUAGAGCGAUAAGAUAUAGAUAAAGCUCGAUAGUUAAGAAAAGAUAUCAAUUUGUUUAUUUACGUUUUCUAUAUUUCUUUCUUUUUUGUUUUGUCUUUUUUUCUGUUUCUUUUCUCGUUUUUUGAUAGUUUAGCAUGAAUGUGUAACGGAGCGCGUUUUUUUUUUUUAUGUUUCUUUAUGUUUUUCUAUCGCACGAAUGUACGUGCCAAUUAUUAUCUUUUUCUCCUUAUUUUGUUUUUGUUUAUUUUUAUUAUUAUUCUUUUUUUAUUAUUUUUUUCAUUAUAUCAAAUUCAAGGAUCUCAAGUUAGUUAUAUUAAUGUACAUAGAUAUAUUUAGUUAAUACGGAGAUGCUUUAUGCGUCCUUGUUUUUAUGAUAAGAAUAAUAAAUUACGUUUAUGUUGUGUCUUAAAACAUUUACAUUGAUGAACAAUUUUGCUUAAGGAGUACUUACUUUUUUUUUCUUUUUUUUUCUUUCUAUUUCGUUUCUUGUCCCUUUUAGCGAAUUCCUGUGGUAUUUUUGUAAUACAAGAUGGACAAAUAUGUUGUUGUACGUUUUGCAUGUUUCGUUACGAUUAUCCUUUUGCACAUAGUUUUGUUACACGCUUACAAGGAUAAUUUGUCAUACCUCAAUUUAAUUCGUUUUAUUGUCGACGAAUGUGUAAAUCGUCGAAACCAUGUGAGAUUUUCUUAAAUUCGAAUUUUCAGAGAUAACCGGAGGAAAAAAAAGAAAAAAGAAAAAAGAAAAAAAAAACAUUGCAAAAAGAAAAGAAAAUGACAAAAAGUGUCAAAUAUUUAACCUGUUAACCGGAAAAUAUUUUCGAGGGAUAAUAUCGUUGAACGUGAAUUCAUAAAAUUUAUUUUCAUUAGAAAUAAAAUGAUUAAGAUGAAGAUUAGAAAACUUCGGAUAAAUUAAAUAUUCUUUUUUUCCCUUUGGUUAUAGCGAGUAUAUUCGUCAUGGGGGAAAAAAAGUGAUUAUCAUUUAUUAUUUAAAUAGCUAUUAAAUAGCAUAAAAUGGUGAUUGUAUACAAUUAACGGGGAUCAAUAAGUUAUAAAAUGAAGAAUUUAGCUAUACAUGUGUAUAUGUAUAUCUUUUUUUUUCUUUUUUUCUUUUUCUUUUUCUUUUUUUUUUUUUAUAAUUGGAAUGAGAAAUAAAACGUAUUUUAUUUUUUUUUUUUUUACGAAGACAAAAGUGAAAUCUCAUCGCGAGAGAUUAACUAUUCGGUUAACAGGUUAAAUCUUUGUAUCCGAAUAUCUUUUCUUUUUUUUCUUUUUUUUUUCUUUUUUAAUCCUUUUAUUUUAUUGUACAGUUAAAAAAUACAUAAUACAUACUUUUCUCGAAAAUCAUUUAAUUUGUUUUUAAUCGUAAUAAUAUUAUGAAAUGAAAAUUUUGAUUUUGCGUUGAAAUAAUGGCGUCAUUCUGGUAUCCUCUAAUGCAACAGAUUAAUAUAAUAGUUCACGUAAAUUUUCCUUGGUUUUUAAAUAAAACAGCAUAAGAUA
Molecule: messenger RNA, 5040 nt
Organism: Vespa crabro (European hornet)
Lineage: Eukaryota; Metazoa; Arthropoda; Insecta; Hymenoptera; Vespidae
Gene: hts
Product: histone-lysine N-methyltransferase set1-like
Exons: 1
Coding region: 468-3311 (947 amino acids)
Source: RefSeq, a predicted model, not a curated record